AAAGCCAGCUGAAGGAGGUGGAGGAGAUGCUGGAGCAGGAAGGUUUGUCCCACAUCUCGUGCAGUGCUGCCAGUGAACAGGUUGCUUAUCUGCUGGUGGAGCGGGCGGCGCUGCUGGCAAGGCUGGAGGUGGCAGCCCAGCAGCUGGGACCCCACAGCAGCAUGGAUGGGCUCCAGUUCUGCAGGGAAGAGCUGGAGCAGGAGCAAGCACUGCCUGCAGGAGAUGGGGGAGAUCUGGAUGAGGCCGCACACAGGCUGGUGGAGUCCCAGGAGGAGAUCCCAGGCCUGGAUGCACAAAGCAAAGAGCAGAGUGGAGCAGACAGGGCUGAGCUCCAGAGGGCCAUGGAGCACAACAGCCGGCUGGACAAGGAGAUCCUGGCACUGCGGGCGCGCGUGCAGACCCUCGACCUGGAGAGGAAAGCGUUCCUGGAGCUGGUGGAGCAGCUCAAGGAGGAGAUCUGUGAGUACCAGCGGAGCGAGAGGCCGGAGCCACCAGCGCCAGAGGGACUUGGAGUGGCCUCACUGCAGGCACAGGGCACACAGGAGGAAGCAGGAGCUGAUGGAGACCCUGGUGCCAGCAGAGCUGCCCCAUAUCAGGAACAUGGGGAUCAGGGUGUGGAAACUCUGCACAAAAGGUGCAGGGAAGCCAUGGAGAGCACUGAGGGCAGGAAUUCCCAGCUCCUUCACAAGCUGCAAAAACUGGAGCAGGAACAAGAGGGUUUGGUUGAGCACAAUGAGAAGCUGGAAUCAAUCCUGGGAGAGACACAGAGCCAAAGCAAGCAGGAAAGCAAAGUGGAGGGACUGCACCAGAAGAUCACCAGUUUGGAAACAGAGUUGUUUGAGGUGCAGAAGAACAAAAGUGAGCUGGAUGGGAACGAGCAGGUGACGUCUGGAGCUCAGGAGAUGCAGGAGAUGUUGGAAAGCUGUCAGGAAACAAUAGACAAGCUGGGAAGUCAGCUGGGAGAGAGGAGAGAAAGGAGAAAGCAGCUGGCAUCUGAGCUGGAGCUGCUGAGGGAAGAUUUGAAGGCUGAGAAGGUUCUGGGCAGCCAGGGUUUGCCUGACUCCCAUUCACAGCUCCCAGGCCACAAAAACACCUUCCCAAAUCUCCAGAGAGCAUCAGCCAUCAGGGAUCUCGUGGAUGUAUCCCAUGAGAAGCCACACAAAGACAGUGCUUUGCUAAUUCCAGAGGCCUCUGAAGUCCUGCAAGACAGAGGACAGAGCCCCAAAGUGGAGCAGAAGCAGGAGGAUCCCUGUGCAGAGGCAAAGACCUAUGAGGAGCAGAUGGCUAAAGUGGUGUUUUUGGAAGAACAGAUCAAAAACCUGAGGGAAGAACAAGAAGUGCUCUGCUCUGAAUUACUAGAGAGCAACAAGAAGAAGGAGGAGCUGGAAAAGCAGCUCAAGGAGAGCAGUGAAGAGAAGCGGCUGCUGCUGGAAGAGAUUGCCCAGCUCAGAUGUGACAUCCGGAGUGCCUGGGAGCAGGGAGACAUGAGGAGGAUUUCCCCAGCCUUGGAGCAGAGGGAGAACAGGUUCCUGCCAUGGCAAAGCUCUGCAGGCAGCUUAGAGGGGAGCCUGAAACAGGGUGUGUCUGAGGAGAGGUUCCAGCAGCAGGAGGAGAAGCUGCAGCAGCUGCGCCAGGACCUGCGGCGGGUGCAGAACCUGUGCAGCUCUGCUGAGAGGGAGCUCAGGUAUGAGAGGGAGAAGAAUGCUGACCUCCAGAGGCAGAAUCUGCUGCUCCAGCAGGAAUGCACCAAGGUCAAAGCUGAGCUGAAGCAGGCCCGGGCCAAACUCUCAGAGACCACAGAAACAUGUUCCUCCCUCUCAGCACAGUGGGACAGGAGCCAGCAGAAGGUCAAGGAGCUGGAACUGGAGCUCUCCAAGUGCUCCCAGGCUGAUAAGCUCAGGAGCAGCCUCCAGGAGAGGCUGGCCCAGGAGAAAUCCAGAGCAGGAGAGGCACAAAAGAAGGUCUCCAAACUGCAGCAGAAGCUGAAGGAUUCCCAGCACCAGCUGCUGCUGGCAGAGGCUCGUGCUUCUGACAAGAAGCUUCUGGAGGAGGAGCUGAAGGAAGCUCGGGAGAAUGAAGCUCGAGUGCAGCAGGAACUUCACGAGGAGCAGCUGAAAAGGAGGCUCCUGGAGCAGCAGGUGGAGGAGCUGAGGCAGCAGCUCCGGCAUUCCCGGGAGACGGAGGCGUCGCUGGCCAAGAUGCACGUGGAGCUCCAGGCCAAGACCCUGCACGUCCUGGAGGAUGAGAAGAAGCUGGAUGCUGGUGAGCAUGUGCAGUGCCAGAAGGAGAACCAGAAGCUCUCAGAGCAGCUGAUGCUGCUGAAGGAGGAGAACAAAGCCCUGUAUGAGGAAGGUGUCAGACUCCUGAACCAGAAGGAUCUCUAUGUCAGGAAAUACAACGAGAUGCAGCUCAGACACAAGGACAAGAUCCGCAGGGCCAAGGAGACUUUCAUCCACGAGGUGAAACAGAGGGACAGCAGGAUCAAACAGCUGGAAAACGAGCUCAGCGAGUCCAAACUCCAAGUGGAAAAGCUUCCCACCCCGAGAUCUCCCAGAGCCCCUGGGCGCCCUGAAGGCCCUGCAGAGCACAAAGCCUGAGGGAGAGGCUGAGAGCCAGGAUUCCUCCUUCUGCCUGUCCCCCUCACAGCCCUCAGAGAUUGGGUACCUGAACGUGGCCUCUCCUGGGGACAGCACGGCCCCCUCAGCCUCCCCUCUGCAGGAGCAGAGCCACAGCCUGGGCUCCCAGAGCUUCUGAGCUGGGGAUGUUUGUGCAGCCUGACCAGAGCCACAGCCUGGGCUCCCAGAGCUUCUGAGCUGGGGAUGUUUGUGCAGCCUGACCUCACCUGCAGGAUCUGGGCUCCUGGAGCCAUGGGACAGCAGAGCCUGCAAAGAGAAUUGCCAAAUGGACAGAUGGACUGUGCCAUGAUUGCUGGGAUGUGUUCCAACUAAAUGAUUCCACAGUUUUGUGGUUUUGGUUUUUUUUUUUAACUUGCCCACCUGUAAAUGUGUGUGUGAUCCCAAAUCCACUGGAGGCUGGAAUUUGUAAAUAAACUCUGUACAGUGCUAGAGGGGUGGGGUGAAGGGUGUCUUCCCUCAACCCUAAUCCCCUGUCCAGUCCAAACCUAUAAAUUUUAUAAAUAAAACUUGCAGAAAUUCCUUUUUA
Messenger RNA from Zonotrichia albicollis (white-throated sparrow), 3162 nucleotides. The record is from RefSeq and is a predicted model, not a curated record. Lineage: Eukaryota; Metazoa; Chordata; Aves; Passeriformes; Passerellidae.